Elgaria multicarinata webbii is the source of this 2569-nucleotide messenger RNA. RefSeq names its product probable 2-ketogluconate reductase. The transcript is spliced from 6 exons. Gene Ontology annotation, molecular function: NAD binding; oxidoreductase activity, acting on the CH-OH group of donors, NAD or NADP as acceptor. The coding region runs from base 180 to 1217 and encodes 345 amino acids. NCBI's taxonomy places the organism in Eukaryota, Metazoa, Chordata, Lepidosauria, Squamata, Anguidae. The record is from RefSeq and is a predicted model, not a curated record.
UCCAGCUAAAUUCUUCUUUGGUUUACUAGUAGGGAAUUAAGCAUAUACCUCUCUCCUAUUAAAAUCAGACUAUUAAAUAUGCUUAAAGAUGGCUGGAUUAAGCCAAUUCUUGGCAAGUGAAUAGGCUUAAAAAGUAACUUGACAGAUUCCAAUGUUCAAAGUUCAACGUUAAGCAUUGCAUGUUAUUUCAUGAGAUCCCAUUCAUCAACAGACCUUCUGCUCAGUUGAUCAUGGAAGAACUGGAGCUGCCUGUGCUGUUAGUAAAUGAAAUAGGUGGAGUCCUUGGUAUCUUAGAAGCACAUCUGCCAUUUCUGAAGAAACACUUUCGCCUUAUAACCAUGAAGGAAUUCCUUGAAAACAAAGGAUAUUUUAGUGCCAAGGUCAAAGCUAUUUAUCUCUGGUGGCAUAAACCAGUCAUUGACAGAGAGCUUUUGAAGAGCCUGCCUAACUUAAAAGUGAUUGCAAAUUCAGGAGUGGGUAUGGAUCACCUGGAUUUGAAAAUGAUCUCUGGAUUUGGAGUGAGGAUGGCCAAUGCUCCCCAUGCUGUUCUCAGCAGCACUGCAGACGCUGGCAUGGCCCUGCUGCUGACAGCUGCUAGAAGGCUAGUUGAAGGUUGUCAGAUUGCUGUUUCCCCUGACACUGAAUAUUUCCCUAGUAACCGGUUAGGAGAUGAAGUCACUGGGGCUACUCUGGGUAUCAUUGGAAUGGGCAACAUUGGAUACAAAAUUGCUCAGCGAGCCAAAGCUUUUGAGAUGAAAAUCCUUUAUCACAACAGGAACAGGAGGAAAGAAGAUGAGGAACUGGCUGUGGGUGCCUCCUAUUGUGGUAACAUAGAAGACUUGCUUCAGCAGUCUGACUUUGUGAUGCUGGUUGUAAAUCUGACACCUCAAACAUACAAACUAAUUGGGAAAAAGGAGCUGGAGCUGAUGAAACCCACAGCUACUCUCAUAAAUAUUUCUAGAGGGGCAGUUGUAGAUCAAGAAAUGCUUCUGAAAGCUCUUCAAACUGGUGUUAUUAAGGGCGUAGCCAUGGAUGUCACUUAUCCUGAACCACUGCCCAGAGAUCAUCCAUUAUUACAGUUAAAAAAUGUUCUCAUAACUCCUCAUCUUGGUUGCAGAACAACCAAAGCCUCCUAUAUGAUAACAGAGGAAGCAGUAGGAAAUAUAUUGGCUGCUCUUCGUGGUCUCCCAAUGCCUAGUGAAGUGUUUCCUGACUAAACAUACUGAAAACUAUUGCAAGCAACAAUAGAAAAUUAUUGUACAAUUUUCUCUUAAUGGAAUAAAGAUGUUAAUUGUUAUAGACGUACACAUUCAUACUUAAUUUCAUGUGAACAUAGAUCAGUCAUCAUUCUGGAUGGAAAAUCCAAAACAACAUAGUAGUAGUUUCUUUAUAUUGCUAAUUCCUUAACUUAGCAGGUUCUUUGCUACAGUUCCACAAUUAAAUGUCAAUCAGUGCUUGUUAGCUAAUAUUAAUUACUGUUCUGAUUGGGUUUUUUUCUUUUUUUAAUAUAAUAAAUUUGCUUCAAAGUUUGCAAAUUUGACUUCAUUAUAAGUUGUGACCAAACUGAUGCUUUAUACCAGGAAUUGUCAACAUAUAGAGCUGUUUUCUUUCAUGUAUCAUAAAUAUCCUGAAAAUAUGGCUGACUUGCCAUUUCAAAGUUACUUUCUUUUGGAAGGUUAAAAAAUAAAUAUAUUAUCUCCAUAGUUUUUAAACUCAGAGAAUUGGAGAAAGUAUUUAAGAGUUUCAUUGCAAUUCUAAAACAGAUUUGUGAAGUGCCUCCUCAAACCCACUUUUUCUGUGAAACCUUGGGCACAACUUGUAAUUUCCAUGCCUUCCCUGACCUGGUGCCCUCCGGACGUGUUGAACACUCUGGCUGGGGAAGAUGAGAGUUGUAGUCCACAUCUGGAGGGUACCUUGAUUAAUUGCUCAGCUGUACAUCGCUUCCCUGGCAGAACAAUCCGUUACUUCAAUAUGCCAGGGAGAAAAAUAUACCAGCACUAUGCCAACGUGACACCUCCUUAUCCUAUAUUUGAUGAGCUCAAUCCAGCUGUCUAAACAUUGUCUUUGCCCCACAGUGGCUGCAAAUUGGCGCUGCAUCACUUAUAUGGCACAGCCACCAAUUUGCAGCCACCGCAGGGCAAAUAGAUGAAGAGGCACAGCAGAAAAGUCGGGACUUACCUUGAGAGGUUGCUAUGGCUCUCCUGCCAUCUGACUGCGCUCUGGCAUCAUGAUGGGGGUGUUCCCAGGCAGAAGGUGACCUCUCAUUGGCGAGGGGCAGGCCCGGCGAGCCGAAUGGCCGCCAGAAAGCCCUUCUCCGUGAGCCCCUGCCAAAGGAAGUGAGGCAGGUGGCUACUAGAAGGAGGGCUUUCUCCGCUGUGGCACCCCGGUUGUGGAAUGAGCUCCCCAGAGAGGUCCGCCUGGCGCCUACACUACUGCUUUCGUCACCAGCUGAAGACCUUUUUAUUCUCAAUAUUUUAACACUUAAUUUUAACUUAAAUUUAAAUCUUACUGUUUUAACUCUGUAUUUUAAUCUUAUAUCAAUUUUGCUGCGUGGUUUUAUCCUUGUUGU